AUGUUCGGCGCAUUAGCAUGCAUCGUGAUUGUGGAGCUCUGCGAACGGAUUGGGCUCAACACACUCGUCUCCACCAUGAAGAGCUGGCUGCAGAACCAGGGCUUCUCCAACGCCGACUCAUCGUCUGUGCACCAGAUCUUCACGCUGCUCUCGUUCUCGUGCUGCUUCCUGGGAGGCUGGCUCGCAGAGACCAAGUUUGGUCGAUACAAGACGGAAUCUGUCCCUCUCUUCCUCUUCGGUGUCCUGGUGCUCGUUGCGCUCGGCACGGGAGGCAUCAAGCCCAACAUCAGCCCGUUCGGCGCUGACCAGAUCGACCCCGCCACCGAGGGCGCUGAGGCGCACAAGUCCUCCUUCUUCAUGUACCUCUACCUCACCGUGAACGUCGGCUGCCUCGUCGCGUUUGGCUUCCUGGCCAACGGCUUUGCAGGCCGCUGCAGAACACUGGCUCCCUCUGCAGGCCUGCCCGGGUACAUUGCGAUCGAGGACGGCUUCUUCUUUUGCUACGUCCUCACCGCCGGCCUGAUGGCGACGGCCGUGGCGGUCUUCUUUGCGGGCACGCCCAUUUAUCGCAAGGAGAGCUUCGAGUGCGCCUCGCGCCCCGUGCUCGGGCCCUUCUUUUCUCGGAUCCUCGAAGGGCGAGGGACGGCCAAGGGCAAGAUCUCGCUGCUGGGCUGGGUGCUGCUGCCGACGAUCAUUGUGCUGUCGAUCCUGCAGGUCUUCGUGCCGUGGCCCUUCCUGACCACCCUCAGCCUGGCGGCCGACUUGCUCUGCAUCGGGUGCCUCUGCGUGGCCCACCGCGACAACUCGUGGCUCGGCAAGCCCGACGCUGUGACAAGGUGCCUCGAUAUCGUGCCGGUGGUCGUCGUGGGCAACGUGACUUUCGACACACUCUACAACACAAUGUUUUCCUACUUUUACGAGCAGGGGUGCCAGAUGGACACACGCGUGGGGUCGGAUGGUAUGCAGCUCAACGCAGCCUUCUUCAACCUGGGCAGCUCCAUCGCCGUCGUCUUCCUGACCCCCGUCAUCGAGAAGGCGAUGCGGAGCACGUCGGGCACCUUCAAGGUGAUGUGCGGCAUCUUCAUGGGCGCGGCUUCACAAUUGGUUGCGGCGGUCAUCGAAUACCACCGGCGCCAGGCCGAGAUGACCGCCAUGAGCGCUUUUUGGAUGGUCAUCCCAUAUGCCAUGAUGGGGACGGGCGAGGUGCUGUGCAACCCCGUGCUGCAGUACAUCGCCUACGAUGGCGCCGACCCCGCGUACCGCUCGCUGAUGCAGGCGCUGUGCCUCUUCGCCAUGGGCGGCCCACCCAAGAUGCGCAAGACUCUGUAUCUCGCCACGUCUCCAUAG
This is a messenger RNA of Emiliania huxleyi CCMP1516, 1347 nucleotides long. RefSeq lists its product as hypothetical. Gene Ontology annotation, molecular function: transmembrane transporter activity. The transcript is spliced from 6 exons. The record is from RefSeq and is a predicted model, not a curated record. The coding region runs from base 1 to 1347 and encodes 448 amino acids. Gene Ontology annotation, cellular component: membrane. Gene Ontology annotation, biological process: transmembrane transport. Lineage: Eukaryota; Haptophyta; Isochrysidales; Noelaerhabdaceae.